GGAGAGGAGCCCAGCCCUGGAUUCCAGCUGACCCCAUUCAGUGAUCAGCCCUGAACAUAGACCACUCACCAUGGAGUUAGUGCUGUGCUGGAUUUUCUUUGUUGCUAUUUUUAAAGGUGUCCAGUGUGAGGUGCAGCUGGUGGAGUCUGGGGGAGGCUUGGUCCAGCCUGGAGGGGCUCUGAAACUCUCAUGUGCAGCCUCUGGAUUCACCUUCAGUAGCUAUGACAUGAGCUGGGUCCGUCAGGCUCCAGGAAAGGGGCUGGAGUGGAUUGCAGCAAUUUACAGUGCUGGUAGCACGUACUACGCAGACUCUGUGAAGGGCCGAUUCACCAUCUCCAGAGACAAUAACAAGAACCAGCUGUAUCUGCAAAUGAACAGCCUGAGAGCCGAGGACACAGCCGUGUAUUACUGUACAACAGGCACAGUGAGGAGACUUCAGUGUGAGCCCAGACAUAAACCUCCCUGCAGUGCUCUGAGCGACCAGAAGGGAGUCCCCUGGCCUCCUCACAACAGCUUUAGACUAUUCAUGCAGGACCUGGGCAUGAACUCCUGUGGAGAGGAGGUGGUGUGCAUCAAUCCCACAUUAGACUCUUGCCCCUUUUCAAGCCUGGGACUGGAGAGCCCCUUUCCUGGAGCAUCUGCCACCCAAAAGAAGAAGCUCCAGCUGUCGCCCAUGGUGAUUGAUGGAGAACAAGAGAUACUGAGUGUGAGUGGACAUGAGCGAGAGAACAGUGUCCAGUGUGAGGUGCAACUGGUGGAGCCUGGGGGAGGCUUGGUGCAGCCUGGAGGAUCCAUGAGACUCUCCUGUGCAGCCUCUGGAUUCACCUUCAGUGAUUACUACAUGAAUUGG
This is a messenger RNA of Castor canadensis (American beaver), 850 nucleotides long. The record is from RefSeq and is a predicted model, not a curated record. NCBI's taxonomy places the organism in Eukaryota, Metazoa, Chordata, Mammalia, Rodentia, Castoridae.